Molecule: messenger RNA, 426 nt
Organism: Nycticebus coucang (slow loris)
Lineage: Eukaryota; Metazoa; Chordata; Mammalia; Primates; Lorisidae
Product: 39S ribosomal protein L42, mitochondrial-like
Exons: 1
Coding region: 1-426 (141 amino acids)
Cellular component (GO): mitochondrial large ribosomal subunit
Source: RefSeq, a predicted model, not a curated record
AUGGCUGGAGCAGCAGUAAAAUGGGUGGUAUCAAAGAGAAGUAUCUUGAAACAUUUAUUUCCAAUCCAAAAUGGAGCUUUAUAUUGUGUUCAUCAUAAAUCUACAUAUUCUUCUCUACCAGAUGACUAUAAUUGCGAAGUAGAGCUUGCUUUGACAUCUGGCAGGACAAUAGUAUGCUACCAUCCUUCUGUGGACAUUCCAUAUGAACACACAAAACCUGUUCCUCUACCAGAUUCUGUGUGUAAUAAGGGAGAAACACAUGAUCAAGUGCUGAAAACCAGAUUAGCAGAAAAAAGUGAACGCCUUGAACAAGGACCCAUGAUAGAACAACUUAGCAAAAUGUUCUUUACUAUUAAGCACCAUUGGUAUCCUUGCGGACAGUAUCACACUCGUCGUAAGAAACUGAAUCCUCCAAAGGACAGCUGA